GACUGUAUCCCAGGGGACUUCCUCAACCAGCUAGAGCAAGAUGAUGCCAAAGCAAAUCCAGAAGAAAGGACGGUAGAUGAAAUCUCGGGUGGGAUCCUGCAGGCACUGUGCUUGUACAACGAGGACAGAAACUUGCUGCGUAUUCGAGAGAGGGAGAGGCGGAAUCAGGAGGCUCUGCAGGAGAAAGACAAGUUCUCUGAGAAGACUCCCCUCUUUGCAGAGCCCUACAAGACUAAUAAGGAAGAUGAGUUGUCAAGCCGAAUUCAGAACAUGCUGGGCAAUUAUGAGGAGGUCAAGGAAUUCAUCAGCAACAAGUCCCAUCAGAAUCUCAUAGGGAUUCCAAACAGUGUCAAUCCUCUGAUCCCGCAAGGGAAGCUUGAUCCCCCAUACCCUCCUGAAAAGACCAGCCAUGCAUUGCCAUCUUCAUUCCACUGCACAACCCGCCACCCACCCGUGGGACCUCCUGUGGCUGUAGGGCCCCCCCCCCAAAGCCGCUCCGUUCAUUACCAAAAGGCACAAUCAAGAACAGAAACAGCUUCAGGUUUGCACACCACGAGUCACAGCUUAGCCAGCCGCCGGGGCCGAGGUCAAGAACACAACCGGGAUGGGCAGGAAAGCCACCCAGGUAUUCAGCACAGGAGAAGCGCCAGGCGUGCGGCUGGUGAAGGUCGUGCUGAUGAACUGCAGGCCUCCCUUCCUGCGCUCCCUCCGUUGCUGUCCUCGUUGCCUUUGCCAGUGGCACCCCUGUCACCUUUACAUUCCAGCCAGCAUAUCAAUUCCAGGCCACAGAACAGCAGCAAAAGUCACGGGCCGACCUACAGUCAAACAAAAUCACCUCAGGACCUAGUGACAGGAUCACAGGAGAAGGAAAGUUGUGACAGCUCAGCUGUUAACCUGACCAGCACCACUCAGCCUUCCUCUCAAGCUUUUCCCCCACCUUUGCCAUCAAAAACCAGUGCAAUGCAGCAGAAACCAACUGCCUAUGUGAGACCAAUGGAUGGCCAAGAUCAAGCACCAGUUGAAUCACCAGAGCUCAAACCUCUCCCAGAGGAAUACCACAGAGAACCCUACGAAAAAAUCUCAGAUUUGAAGGCAAAUGCCAAAGCCAAGCUAUCCAAAUUGGAAAUCCCUUCUGAGCCCAUAGAGCAAACCUUCCCAGGUGAUGUUCACUCCAUUGAAGAAAUUUUGAAGGAAAUGACACACUCAUGGCCACCUCCUCUGACAGCUAUUCACACGCCUAGUACAGCAGAGCCUUCCAAAUUUCCAUUCCCAACAAAGGAAUCACAGCCUGUUGGGCCUGUAGCACAGAUUCAGAGACAGCAUGACACACCUUCAGAAACGUUGCCUGGUUCUCAGCCAAGAACAUCAAUGCUCCAGGAUGACCUGCACCUCAGUGAUAGUGAAGAGAGUGGUGACGACCAAGUCGAUGAAAAGGCACCUUCUUCACUUGCUCGUCCAAGUGCCCUACAGUCCCAGCCUAAGAGUGUGGCAUCAGCACAUUCCAGCAGCCCGGAGUCAGGGAGCAGCAGUGACUCAGACAGCUCUUCAGACUCAGACACGGAGAGCAACUCGAGUGUCAGUGAAGCCAACGACCCUCCGAGAGCAUCAGCACCCGAGCCUGAUGCACCAACUUCUAAUAAGUGGCAGCUCGACAACUGGCUAACCAAGGUGAACCCACCAGCAGUGCCAACAGAGAGUCUCGGCGAAGUGGCCCGUGGGGAUGGCUGUGAGGAGCACAGAGAGCAGGGGCAGGAUGUCAGCAGCAGUUCCUCCCACCAGCACUCAGAGCCACGGGAGCCUCAUCACAAAGGCUGCGGCCGAGCGGCCAGGGCUCCUUGGGACACUCCUCUUCCAGCCAGACCCAACUGCCAGAAGUCUCCCGUGCGUGCUGGGGAGCCCUUGCCCAGGCAGACUGUGGGUAUUAAAAAGCCCAGCAAGGCCCCGGUGCACGAGGAGCCCAAGGGAGGCCUGAAAGUGGAGAGUGACUCUGGCUCUUCUGAGGUCAGAGACCAGCCUUCCAGAGACAAGCCCAAAGUCAAAACGAAAGGGAAGCCAAAAUCUGGUAACAGAAAAGACCUGAAGCCGACACUGGGAGAGCCCCCUGAGAACAGAAAGCACAAGAGCCCCCACCAGGCCAAUGCCAAACCCUCCUUGGACCCCAAGCUCAUGAGAGAUGUUCUCCUUGGCAGUACCCAGGAGCAUCUUGUUCUCAGUCCUCUUCCUCAAGGCCAGGGCACAGUGCCCACCAGAACGAGCAGCCACAGGCCUGCUGUCCUGACUGGAGAGGAUUUUCACCAGGAGAAACUUCCCUUACCUGUCAUGGAGAAUAAGUUGCUCUCGCCAGUGAGGGACUCCCCCGUCCCUCAGUCCCUCAUGGUCAAAAUACAUCUUCCUCUUCUGUCAAGAGUCCCCAAGCCCUCUGGGAAAGGCAGUCACCAGAAGAAAGCAGAGGCCAAGGAGCUCUCUGGUGCAAGGAAGCAGGACUUGAAGAGGAAAACCACAGACACUCCUGACAAGACCCUUCAAAAGAGGAAGAGGAAAGUGGAGGAGAUUGAUAGGAAGAAAAUGAAAUCAGAAAAAGAAACAAAAUCAUCGCAGCCUUCAGCUAACAAAGACUCCAGUAAAUUGAAAACAUCAAAAACUCCAUUUGAAACCCAGAAGAAAGAUCUCCUGCUGCCACCACCACUGCCACCCAUGUCUCCUGCAUAUCCUGCACCAAAAUCAACAAAGGUGGCACAAAAGAGACCCCUAAAUGAGAGUGGUGAGCUGCCUGCCAUGGAUAACACUGCCAGGAGCAAGAGCAACCACAAAGAUCCUUUGCUGCCCAAGCACAAGAAAGUGGAGAGGAAUCAUGCUGAACUGCCAAAGGGUAUCAAAGGAUCUGCAAGUGAUGUCACAAAUCCUUUCCCAGUGCCUUCUUUGCCAAAUGGUACCUCCAAGCCAAGGAGACCUCAACUCAAGUUCGAAAAGCAGCAUCCGAUGGAAUACUACAUAGAAGAGGCCAAGAGGCUGAAGCACAAAGCUGAUGCAAUGACCAACAAGACUGGAAAGGCCUUUCAGUAUCUAGAUGCUGCCCUUUCCUUCAUUGAGUAUGGGGUUGCCUUGGAAUCGGAUGCACCAGCACCAAAAUCAGCUUACAGCAUCAUCAGCGACACCAUAGAGCUCAUCAAAUUCAUCAUGACAUUGAAACCCUUUAUGGACUCCUCAGCAUCUGCACACGAAAAAAUCUUUGCUGUGUUAUGCAUGCGCUGCCAGUCCCUUCUGCAUAUGGCAAUGUUUUGUUACAAAAAAGACACUGCAAUAAAGUAUUCCAGGAUCCUGAACGACCACUUUAAGAGUUCUUCCAGAGUAACACAAGCACCUUCUCCAUGUGUUGCAAGAAGCACAGGCAUGCCUUCUCCUCUUUCUCCAAUGCCCUCUCCUGCUGGUUCUACAAGUUCUCAGCCAGGAUCAAACGCUAGCAACUGCAGUGGCAACAGCACUGGCUCUUCAGUCACCAUCCCCUGUAAUAUCCCAAGCAUCACCUCUUCCUACAUCAACAUCACUUCCCAUAUCCUCUGUGCGUAUGAUAUUUGGGAACAGGCUGAUGCACUGGCCAGAAAGAAUAAGGAGUUUUUUGCUGAGCUCGGCGCGGCGACGUGUGUUCUGGCUCUGAACAGCAGCAUGGCUGAGCUGGUGCACUACACGAGGCAGGGUUUGCAGUGGCUGAGACUGGAAACAAACACGCCUUAA
Molecule: messenger RNA, 3732 nt
Organism: Merops nubicus (carmine bee-eater)
Lineage: Eukaryota; Metazoa; Chordata; Aves; Coraciiformes; Meropidae
Gene: AFF1
Product: AF4/FMR2 family, member 1
Exons: 22
Biological process (GO): regulation of gene expression
Cellular component (GO): nucleus; super elongation complex
Source: RefSeq, a predicted model, not a curated record